AUGCCCGCCUCCGAGCGGAGGCGGCAGUGGUUAUCGGUGGUGGGUAUCAUCGGAGACCUGGGUCUCAAGGUGGCGCCCCUCAAGACUGAAACCGUGCAACUGGCCCCCAGGGUGCGCAAAGCGGGGACGGCAGUUGCCAGCCUGCUGCGCGCCCAAGGGGGCCCAGGAUGGCAGGCUCGCCACCUGUACGUCGGUGCGGUUCUCUCGAUCGCCCUGUACGGGGCGCCUAUAUGGGCGCCCCAGUUGCAGGUCAGCGCGGCGGCCAAGCGUCUGCUACGGCAGGCACUAAGGCCGCUGCUGAUCAGGGCGAUCCGGGAGUUCCGCACCGUGUUGUACAUGGCGACGACCACCCUGGCCGGUUCCCCGCCCGUGGAGCUCCUAGCCGAGGAGCGGUAUAUCCUCUACUGGAAGGUAAAGGAGCUCCACGAGGCGGGAGAGUUGACGGCCAGGGGCCUGAAGGCCCUGAAGACCCAGGCCAGAGCCUGGAGAGGUGGGAAGGCGUAUUAG
Messenger RNA from Harpegnathos saltator (Jerdon's jumping ant), 507 nucleotides. RefSeq lists its product as uncharacterized. The transcript has 2 exons. NCBI's taxonomy places the organism in Eukaryota, Metazoa, Arthropoda, Insecta, Hymenoptera, Formicidae. The coding region runs from base 1 to 507 and encodes 168 amino acids. The record is from RefSeq and is a predicted model, not a curated record.